Messenger RNA from Amaranthus tricolor (Joseph's coat), 1157 nucleotides. RefSeq names its product ADP-ribosylation factor 1. Gene Ontology annotation, molecular function: GTPase activity; GTP binding. NCBI's taxonomy places the organism in Eukaryota, Viridiplantae, Streptophyta, Magnoliopsida, Caryophyllales, Amaranthaceae. The transcript has 7 exons. Gene Ontology annotation, biological process: intracellular protein transport; vesicle-mediated transport. The coding region runs from base 329 to 874 and encodes 181 amino acids. The record is from RefSeq and is a predicted model, not a curated record. Gene Ontology annotation, cellular component: cytoplasm.
UACACAGCGCCACACCCAAUUAUUUUUCACCAAACGGAAAAUCCUCCCUUCGGUAUAACGCCAUCAAACUUAACCGCCCACAUUGAACUCAAGGCCCAUCUAUAUAUACCCUGAUACUAACCCAAUUCUUUUUUGACGGACCGCCCAUACAUUAUUCAAACUUUAUAUUCGGGCUGCUUUCCCUUCUUCUGCCCGCCGUCCAUUGCUGUAGCCCUAAUUUCUCUAUCUUAGAUGUAAGCUCAUUUUCUCUCUCUUCAAUUUUUUGUUUAUUUCAAUCAUUCAAAUUUCAGAUCUUGCGAUUAAAGUAUUGAAUCUGAUUUGACAGAAAAUGGGGCUUUCGUUCGGAAAGUUGUUCAGUAGGUUAUUUGCGAAGAAAGAAAUGAGAAUUUUGAUGGUUGGUCUAGACGCCGCUGGUAAGACCACCAUUUUGUAUAAGCUUAAGCUCGGAGAGAUUGUUACCACCAUUCCUACUAUUGGAUUCAAUGUUGAGACUGUGGAAUACAAAAACAUUAGCUUUACUGUUUGGGAUGUUGGGGGUCAAGACAAGAUUCGACCUUUGUGGAGACAUUACUUUCAAAACACCCAAGGACUCAUCUUUGUGGUCGAUAGCAAUGACCGUGACCGUGUUGUUGAAGCAAGAGAUGAGCUGCACAGGAUGUUGAAUGAGGAUGAGUUGAGGGAUGCUGUUCUGCUGGUAUUUGCCAACAAGCAAGAUCUUCCAAAUGCAAUGAAUGCUGCUGAGAUUACUGAUAAACUUGGUCUCCACUCCCUCCGCCAGCGUCAUUGGUAUAUCCAGAGCACAUGUGCGACUUCUGGUGAAGGUCUGUACGAGGGAUUGGACUGGCUUUCCAACAACAUUGCGAGCAAGGCAUAGAUUACAGGAAUGUCCCAGCAGAGGUUAGGAUGAAGUAAAUGUUGGAUUUUGCAGCACCUGCUCAAGUGGGAGAACAAUGUGGAGCGUUUAGUUUUUUUUCUUUGCAUGUUGAAGAUCACGGUGAUUUUUGUGUCGAUGUGAUUAUGUGGUUAUGAAGAUUUUUGUUAUGAUUAUAGAAAUUCUAUAUCAAUACUACUGUAGAUUCAGAAUAACUAAAAUGUAUCUCAGGAAAGCUUUUGUUUCAUGUUUAUAUAUACUGUGACAGCGAUAUUCUUUGGAACCA